Halichondria panicea is the source of this 944-nucleotide messenger RNA. Its product is annotated as splicing factor U2AF 35 kDa subunit-like. Lineage: Eukaryota; Metazoa; Porifera; Demospongiae; Suberitida; Halichondriidae. The record is from RefSeq and is a predicted model, not a curated record. Bases 139 to 765 code for a protein of 208 amino acids. Gene Ontology annotation, biological process: mRNA splicing, via spliceosome. Gene Ontology annotation, cellular component: U2AF complex; spliceosomal complex. The transcript has 7 exons. Gene Ontology annotation, molecular function: pre-mRNA 3'-splice site binding; metal ion binding.
UGCCAGAAUAUAUCCGUUAUUUUAGUCGUUACUGCCACGAUAUCCUAAAGCAUACACCUCUGAGCAUACACUGCGUUAGUUACUGAUGCAGUUCCUAUCAUAAGCAGUAUAUUGUGAGCUGAGAAGGAACUACUUGAAAUGGCAGAAUAUUUGGCAUCCAUCUUUGGAACAGAGAAAGACAAGGUAAAUUGCUCCUUUUAUUUCAAGAUAGGUGCUUGUCGUCAUGGAGAUCGAUGUUCAAGACUGCACAAUAAGCCGACUUUUAGUCAGACUAUCCUGGUUCAGAAUAUGUACCACAAUCCCAACAAUCAGACUCAAAAUCCGGGAGUACAGCCAACUGUGAGUGUAGAAGCAGAGCAGCAGCAUUUUGAUGCUUUCUUUGAGGAUGUGUUUGUUGAGACUGAGGAUAGAUAUGGCCCCAUCGAGGAGAUGAACAUCUGUGACAAUCUGGGAGACCAUCUUGUCGGAAACGUUUACAUCAAGUUUCGCUAUGAAGAGGAUGCAGAGGAUGCUGUGCUGGCUCUCAACAAUCGCUGGUUCAAUGGCCAGCCCAUUCACGCUGAGCUCUCCCCAGUCACUGACUUCAGAGAGGCUUGCUGCAGGCAGUACGAAAUGGGGGAGUGUACGCGUGGAGGAUUCUGCAACUUCAUGCAUCUCAAGCCCCUUACUAGGGAUGUUAAAAAACACUUGUAUGGCAAGAGGGCUAAGAAUGUCAUGGGUGGAAGGAGCCGCUCUCGAAGCAGAUCACCACGAAGACGAAGAUAAACAAUUUGAAAUACUGGUUUUAGAAAACAAUGGCUAGCUUGCAAUUUCCUGUAACGUCAUGAUCCACUCUCAUGUGAUCAUGCAGUUGUGUUAAGUUGUUAAGUUGUUCUUUCAUCACCCUCUUUUGUAAUCACAUGGUGUAUACACAAAAAAAACAGAAGGGUGUAAAUUGCCAUCAA